Molecule: messenger RNA, 1340 nt
Organism: Anguilla rostrata (American eel)
Lineage: Eukaryota; Metazoa; Chordata; Actinopteri; Anguilliformes; Anguillidae
Gene: pex26
Product: peroxisomal biogenesis factor 26
Exons: 5
Coding region: 201-1154 (317 amino acids)
Biological process (GO): protein import into peroxisome matrix; protein import into peroxisome membrane
Cellular component (GO): peroxisomal membrane; peroxisome
Molecular function (GO): ATPase binding; protein-containing complex binding
Source: RefSeq, a predicted model, not a curated record
UGUGUUAUUGAUACUAUAGCACUUCCGUGUUUACAAAAAGUGAUAGCGAACGUGUGUUUUUGUAUGGCUAAAACAGACGAGCUUGGUCUGUAUGGCCGGUGAAUUUUGAAUCCGAAUUGCAUGCAAACGCAUUGUGCAAUGUCUGAGCGCAGAUACAGCUCAUAACUACGCACAUAGAUCAUUAGCAUUUAUGCUACGAGAUGAGGAGCAGUUCAUCCACAUCCUUGGCGCCUGUGCGCAGUUUGGGCUCCGUUCGUCUAAAUAGUCCUUCGUUUUGUUCAAGUUCGGCACAAACAAUUGUGUUAUUAGAUGCUGCUGCCGAACAGUUAAUGGUACGUAGAGAUUUCCGUGCGUCUGUCGAGACGUGCGAGAGAGGUUUGGACGGCCUUGGCAACCUCGGUGAACAAGGAGAAAACAGUUUCAGGUAUGGAGAGCUGAAAGCAGCUCUGUGCGUGGUUGGGAUCCAAGCAUUGGCCGAGCUCAACCAGUGGAGCGGCGUACUCACAUGGGUACUUCGGCAAUAUGGUAGGCCUGAGAAGAUACCAGCCAAAAUUGUACAGAUGUGCAUACUCCUAUAUGCCAAAGUGGGUGAACCAGCUGCAAUGGAGGAGGUGGGCUGUGAUUGGCUGAAGUGCCAUGCCAACAGGAGCACACCGGCCUUUGGGACUGUUGCAGAGCUGUACCUCAUACACAUACUUUUGCCCCUGGGUCGACUGGUAGAAGCACGUGAGCUGGUGCUGGGAGAGGUGGGAGGUACUGCAUUUACUGAGGACCAGAGGCAAACGGCACUGGAAAUUGUGGAGAGUCAGGAGGGUCAGGGCCAGGGAAGGCUGAGUCUCUGUUCCCAUCCCCCUGCCAGUCCAAUCCAGGGCACUGAGCUCAGCACUAACGCAGGUGUCGCAGGUGCUGCUAGUCGGAGGCUGGAAGUCUUGUUGAGGCUGGUGUACAGAGGGCUUUCAGUGGCUAAGAAAGGCUUGUGGUCGUUACUUUUCCAGAGGGCCUUGCUGGCUGCCUUCCUACUCUAUCUGAUUCUAGUCCGACUGGACCCAGCUCUGCCUCCAUCCUUCCCCUGGAUCUCACGCUUGCUGCGAAUUCUCCGACAGAUGUGGGAUACUAUGUUUGCCCCAUACUACCAAGCUAGCUCCAUGAGCUAAACCAAAGUCUUCUGCAUUGAAGAAAAACUGCAUGUGUGAAAACGUCUUUGCAUACAUCUGGUGGAUCAAGACUACUUUUGUCUACAUGCCUAUGGAAGAUGUAGGAUUACAAGUCUGUUUUUUUUUUGUACUCAGAUUCUGAAGCCUGAAAAAAAAAGCCUUUUUAAAAAUCUAGUGGCUAGAUUA